This is a messenger RNA of Prunus armeniaca (apricot), 768 nucleotides long. The record is from the annotation of a GenBank genome assembly. NCBI's taxonomy places the organism in Eukaryota, Viridiplantae, Streptophyta, Magnoliopsida, Rosales, Rosaceae.
AUGGUGGUCUUCAAAAUAAUUGCCACCACAAAUGCUGCCUAUAUUCUUGGGCUAUCUCUGUUAUGGCUUCCUAAUAAAUAUAAGAGCAAGGACAACGCAGCAAUGGCAAGGAUAUUCUAUGGAGCUGUGGUACUAUUAACAUUAGGCGAAUCUGGGCGAUCCGCUGCUUUGGAAAAAUUUCUUAACAAGCAAUGUUUAAGCAAACAUGAAGAAACAGGACGCACAGAUGACAAACGACCGGAAGGAUGGGAAGAAGCUAGCGAACAGAACGAAAUAACAGAAGCUGGUGGUGAUCAACAGGUGACGAAAGAAACAGCAGAAAGGGAUAAAAAGGACUUAUGGAGUGUUCCAUGGUUUUUAGGUGCAGUGGUACCUCUUUUCCUUUUAAAAACAACUUGGACUCAGAUCUUCAUGAUUUCAACAAUUGCAAUGGCAGUUUCUUAUUUAUUGUUCUGGUUUGGCUUCAACGAUUAUUUGAAAAACAAUAAAGAAGCACAAGCAGGGAAGCAUCCCCAAGUCACGGAAAGAGAGAAUCUUUGGACACUGAACAAAAAGGUGAAGAAGAAAAAACGUUUGCGCAAAGAAAUUGUAGCUUCAUGGUUAGCCUUCUUUGUAUACAGUAUGGUAAAGGCAGCGGGGAGCACCUUCUUUUUCGAACAAAUAACGAACGCGGGUGAGAAUUGGCUGUGGAAUGGCUUCUACUGUGUUAUGUUGCGUUGCUGCUUGGGUGGUGGAGAUCCACAGGAUGAGGAAAGUUACGAGGCUUAA